This is a messenger RNA of Phragmites australis (common reed), 1293 nucleotides long. Its product is annotated as xyloglucan endotransglucosylase/hydrolase protein 31-like. The record is from RefSeq and is a predicted model, not a curated record. The transcript is spliced from 4 exons. Gene Ontology annotation, biological process: xyloglucan metabolic process; cell wall biogenesis. Lineage: Eukaryota; Viridiplantae; Streptophyta; Magnoliopsida; Poales; Poaceae. Gene Ontology annotation, cellular component: cell wall; apoplast. The coding region runs from base 229 to 1161 and encodes 310 amino acids. Gene Ontology annotation, molecular function: xyloglucan:xyloglucosyl transferase activity; hydrolase activity, hydrolyzing O-glycosyl compounds.
CCUCAAAUCUCAAACUUUUGUCUCUACUCUCUCCUAACAAUCAAUUUCCAUCCUUUAAAAAAACAAUCAAUUUCCAUCAACCUUCCCAUCACUUUUGUAGGACCAUGGAUUCAUAGUUCUACUGUUAUUUCUCCUAUAAAAGAACCCCUUGCAAAACAGAAAUUUAUCACACGCAGACACCAGAUCACUAGACAACACAUCUAACAUUAUCACCAGCUGAGUGGCCAUAUGGCAAGGCCUGGUGAUCUCCCGGUACAGCGAGCAGCUCUCCUCCUUGCAUGCAUGCUUGCUCUGCUCAUGCUGCAGCUGCAGCUGCAGCCCUGCAGAGCGCAGCACCAGCAGCCUCCCUCCCCCGGCUACUACCCCAGCGCCAUGUUCAGGUCGCUGCCCUUCGCCGAGGGCUACCACACCCUGUGGGGCCCGCAGCACCAGACCCUCUCGCCGGACGGCAAGUCCCUGACAUUAUGGAUGGACAGAAGCUCAGGCAGCGGGUUCAAGUCGGCGCGGGCGUACCGGAACGGCUACUUCGGCGCGUCGAUCAAGGUGCAGCCGGGCUACACCGCCGGCGUCAACACGGCGUUCUACCUGUCGAACAGCGAGGAGUACCCGGGGUACCACGACGAGAUCGACAUGGAGCUGCUGGGAACGGUGCCGGGGGAGCCGUACACGCUGCAGACGAACGUCUACGUGCGCGGCAGCGGCGACGGCGCCAUCGUCGGCCGGGAGAUGAGGUUCCACCUCUGGUUCGACCCCGCCGCGGACUUCCACCGCUACGCCAUCAUCUGGAAUCCCGACCAGAUCCUGUUCCUGGUGGACGACGUGCCGAUCAGGCGGUACGAGAGGAAGACGGAAGGUACGUUCCCGGAGCGGGAGAUGUGGGCCUACGGCUCCAUCUGGGACGCCUCCGACUGGGCCACCGACGGCGGCCGCCACCGCGCGGACUACCGGUACCAGCCGUUUGUGUCACGGUUUGCCGACCUCAAGACCGGAGGGUGCGCCGCCGACGCGCAACCGGGCUGCCAGCCCGUGCCGUCGUCGCCGUCUGGGUCGGCGCUCAGCCCGCGGCAGGAGGCCGCCAUGCGGUGGGCGCAGCGGAGCUCCAUGGUGUACUACUACUGCCUGGACUCCUCCAGGGACCACGCGCUGUACCCCGAGUGCUGAAACUGGCAAUGCUGCUGUGUGUUGGACAGAGAAUCCAUCUCUUUGCCUUCUACGGCUGACCGUCCGACUACUUCGCAUGCAUGGCCAUCCAACUCCUGGGCAUACAUGGUCGUCUGGCUACUUUGUCUCAUA